CUCUGUGCUCCCCCUAGCGAAGCCAAGUGAUGAAGUGAAGCACAGAAUACCAAAAGUUCUUUGUGUUUGUCAAAAGUCUGUGGUUCUUUCUGACGGAUGGAAACCAAAACAAUUAUUUGUUUUCAUGACCAAAACCUUUAAUUUUCAAACAAUUAGUAGAAUUUCUAAUAAUUUAAUGUCGUGUAAUGGUAAUAAUUCUCUAAAUAGGAAGAUUAUUAAUAUAAAAUAUAUGGGAAAAAUGUCUGUGUCCGAUCAAAAUUCUAACCAAAGUACAUCGGAAAGAAAAGAAGACCGACCGAAGCUGAAAAUUCUAGCUUUUCAUGGUUACAGACAAAACGGUGCAUUAUUUCGAGGGAAAAUCGGAUCAUUCCGUAAAGCUGUAUCAAAGUAUGCCCAAUUAACAUUUAUAUCUGCCCCACACAAAGUAUUUAAUGAAGAAGGUGGUGGAGAUGAAGAUCACAGGUCAUGGUGGUUCAAUGCCGAGGACAACACAUUCAGUGGCAAAUGUCUCGGUGGUCCAGCCAUUGGUUUCGAGGCGACAUUACGUUUAGUGGAGAAGAUAGUACAAGAGCAUGGCCCAUUUGAUGGGUUCAUGGGUUUUUCACAAGGAGCAUGCUUAGUAGGCCUCUUAGCUGCUAUGCAGCAAAAAGGAUAUCUACCAUAUACAUUUAAGUUUGCAAUAUUUGCAUCUGGCUUCCGUUCAGGGAGCUUAGUCCAUAAAGGAUUUUAUGAUGAAGAAAUUGAAUUACCAUCACUUCAUGUUUAUGGUGAAAGUGAUUCUAUAAUUCCUAAAGAAAUGAGCGAAUCACUAAUAAGUUUAUUUGUCAAGCCUAUUGUAGCAGAGCAUUCUGGGGGGCAUUAUGUGGCAUGUUCAGGAGCUAUCAAAGAUGCCUACCUUGAUUUUCUGCAUGACAAGCACCAAGACUUACUAGAUGAACAGAAUAAAAAAGGAAAAAAUAAUAUUUCCCAACAGUCAUCAGAAAUGCAAAGUAUUGUUUCCAUAUUUAAAAUCCCUAUUAAAUAUAUUGAAAAACCAUGCGAUAAGAAGCCUUACUGGAUAGUUGAGUUGCCAACAGAAGAAUACGCAAUGAAGAUAGCCUCACGAUCAGUUCUUAUCAAAAAUUGUAUAGAACUGUGGUCAACAACAAAAUCUGUUAGUCAACUGCACCUGAACUUAAGGAAUGCUUUGUUAAACACAAGUGGACAAUGGAUUGUUCAAAAAAGCUCUGAAACAGGAACAAGUGAACACAUAUGUCCGUACUCAUUAAUAGAAACUUGCUGUCCAGCAAGUAAAUCUUUCAAAAUAGAAGUGGAGACUUUCUGUAAACAUUAUACAAUGAAAGAGAAGGUUGACAAGAUUGAGACAUUUAGCUAUUUACCAUUGAAGGGGCCUGUAAAAUUAAAGAAUCCAGAUGUCACCUUGUCUUAUUUAGAGUUUUAUGGUGUGGAUCCAAACAAUGUUCCCAAUGAGCCAUAUGAAGUAUUUUUUGGUAGAUGGGUAGCAGAUGGACAACGGGAUGUCAUUCAGUACCAUUCAUUGAAGAAGCGGCAGUUCAUUGGCAACACCAGUAUGGAUGCGCAGCUGGCAUUGAUAAUGGCGAACCAGGCACGUGUGACGUCCGGAGACUUGGUGCUUGACCCAUUUGUAGGGUCUGGCUCAUUAUUAGUUGCUGCAGCUCACUUUGGUGGGUACGUGUGGGGAUCCGACAUUGAUUUUAUGAUGCUCCACGCUCGAACGCGCCCAACGCGCGCUCGAGCCAAAGACGAAAGUAUUCGCGGCAACAUGCGCCAGUACGGCACCGAGUGCCGCUACCUCGACGCUGUAGUGAGCGAUUUCUCGCUGCCCAUGUGGAGACAGGGUGUGCAGUUUGACGCCAUCAUCACUGACCCACCGUAUGGAGUCCGCGAACCGACAGAGAAGAUAGGUAUAGAAAAAGACAACUAUACCCUCUCGGUGCAGCACCUGGUGAAUCACAUCCCGUCCAAAGUGGAGUACGGGCUGCCGCAGUUGUACGGAGACUUAUUGGAGUUCGCAGCCAAGCAUCUGAGGAAAGGGAAGCGGCUGGUCUGCUGGUAUCCCAUGGUUAGGGAUGAGUACGAUCCCCUAGAUCUUCCGUCCCACCCGUGCCUCGAACUGGUGGCUAAUUCGGAACAACCUCUCUCUCGCCUCACGUGCCGUAGACUGCUGACGUACGAGAAACGACAUGAUUAUAUCGACGCGCAACCCGAUGCUAACGCCGGCACGCAUAACUUUAGAGAAAAGUAUUUCGCUUUGGGAGAAAUCACACGACGAGAGAAGAAAGAGAGGCGAGCCGAGGAAAUGGCUCGAGCCGCGUUCUAUAAAUCGAAAAACGGUGUUACGUGACUGAUAAUACCUUUAUUAACAGAAAUAUACAAUAAUUGUUCUAUUUAUUCUAAUGCCACCACUUCGCAUGGCUAUUCGUGUUUGCUAUUUGUCACUUCGACAGUAGGUAGUCCCUAUACUAUUACCAUAGAGGUAUAAGAAUAGAGUAGGGGAGAUAUAGACUCUACUACAAGUGGAAGUGUCAAUCUAAUAAGUUAAGGUCAAGUUUAUAAACAUCAAAUACGUACGAAUAGCCACGUGAAGUUGUAGCAUAAGGAAAACAAGAUAAUAAGUGCUACAUAUAGAAAUACGAAUCGUAAAACAUAAUGCCCAGAGGCCGUAUUAUGAACUGUGAACAGAAAAGUUAUGUUAGAGCGAGACAAACAUACAUACGGUAGAGCAGCGUCCUGCUUCAACUGUUUCUGUCUGGCGUUUAAAGCUCAUAAUACGGACCCGAGCUAAAAUAAAUGCUCUUUUUAACAUGUAUGUACUUAUAUAAUAACAAUAAAUAAACGUGUACGGAGUAAUUAUUUUGGAAAUACACGGUACAAAGGUAACAAAAAAGUUUUUUUUUUAAACCUGUACCCCUUUAUUAAUGAACGAAAACUAAGCUCGGAUUAGUUACUCCAUAAUGUGUCUGUGUUCAUUGAAUGACAAAUGCCAUUUGAGUGACAUGAAUAAAACAUGGCGUAACUUGCCUAAGUUUAUUCCUUGUUUAUUAAUAAGGGGAUAACAGUGUAUCCUUGUCAUUUUCUAUACAGAAUAAAAAGGAGAGACUGAUGUUGAAUUUAAUUUGAAUUUUAGGAAACGAUUCCAGCCAGAAUUAACAUCAUUCUAUGGAUUAAUUAAAAUGUUCUUUCGAUUAGUUCGCGUCAAAAACUUCAUACAUCACGUCACAGUGGCACCAACUGCUUCCUUUAAUGUUCCUUAACACCCUUACUGUAAGAAUCGUAUACUGCAAAAGUGACGUCAUAUGUUAAUUUUUGGUGUUAGUAUAUUUUAUUUAUUUAAUCUUUUUACACUGCAAACGGCGACUUAAUGCCAAUAUGGCAUUCUCUACCAGUCAACCGGAGAGAACAUACAGAGCUAAAAACACGGCUAUAUUUUUAUAAUUGCUAUAUUUCUACUCAGUGAUGGCUAGAUUGAGUAGCAUUUUGGUGAGUUUUAUUUUCUUUGUGGCGGUGCGUUUAGCCGCCUUGGUCUGCGUCCAUUGGCUGAGUUUCCAAGCUUCCUUGCGCUUGGCACUGUUCCCCGAAGACUUGUAGUGGUUCAAUAGAUUCGUCGUUG
Chilo suppressalis (striped riceborer) is the source of this 3631-nucleotide messenger RNA. Lineage: Eukaryota; Metazoa; Arthropoda; Insecta; Lepidoptera; Crambidae. The record is from the annotation of a GenBank genome assembly.